AUGAAUGACGAUAAGUUAUCCAUGAUUGUUUUCUUGGUUAUUUUCUUUUAUUCAACUCAAUUUACAAAUGGAAUCGACGAGCCAGUGUUAUCAACAACAACAACGAUUCCUCCGACAGCAGGAGCACUGUUUCUUAAUUCGCUACCGAUUGACAAACUUUUAAAUCAACAAUAUGAUAAUCGUCAAAUGACAUCAACCCGAACGAAUCCAAUUCGUCCAUGGAGAAAGUCAAAUUCGAUUGAAAUCUUAAAGAAAAUGAUCGCCAAUCGACAACGUUUAGCAAAUAUUACCCGAACAUCGACAACCACGACUAGUAGUACAACAACUGUGAUGAAUACGGAGCCGAUUACGAUAAACACAACCACUGCCACAUCGAUUCUCAUGUCGACAACAAUGAUGACGAUCACAGAAGCAAUACCAACAACAUUUUCAUUGUCUAAUUCCACGAUUGUUGGUCGAUUAAAGUCUAAAAUGAAUCCGACAGAAUCGUCUAUCACACAUUCAAUUACAGAAGAAGAAACGACUGCUAUGAUCGAGUUGAAUCCGCCGACGACAACAUCACAAUUAGAUUUCUUAUUAUAUUCGACGUCAACAUUGAAAAUGAACACGUCAUCCAACGCAACAUUACUUGCUGUCAUUCUCGUUUGUAGUUUUACUGGUUUACUUUUCGUCACAUUACUUCUCACAUUCCUACUCAGACGACGUAUAAGUAUUGCCUAUUUCAAAUUACCUUGUAUACAUUCGUCAUCGGCCACCAAAGAUUCACGUGACAGUACACCAUUAUCCCACUCACCGAUUCAUGCUAACAUGUCAUCUCAUGGUUCGAAUCGAACUCGACGACAAAGAUUAUAUUCCAUUUCGACACGGAGACAUCAUUCAUUGUCGAAUAUGAAACAUCAACAACAUUUUCGUGAUAACCUAUCAACAACAUCAACUAAUCUCUCUACAGUUUCACUCUCGACUAAUAAUUGUCAUAGCAAAUUUAUCGUCCCCGAUGAAUUUCCAGUGGAACAGUUGUAUGAUAUCUAUAUGCAGCGACAUGCCUUGGAUGAUUUAGCGUUUGCUAUUGAAUUUAAAAGUAUUCCAAAUUUCGAAGAAUUGCCAUGUACGGCUGCAACUCGAACAAUCGUAGCAUCGAAAAAUCGUUUCCUCAACAUCUUACCCAUUGAUACCACACGAGUCAUUCUCAAACUAUUGAAUGACGAUCCAGCUACUGAUUACAUCAAUGGAAAUUAUAUUUCAGGUUAUAACUGUCCGAAUAAGUUCAUUGCGACUCAAGGUCCAAAAUCGGAUACAUGCGAAGAUCUGUGGCGCAUGAUGUGGGAAUUGAAAUUAAAAUCGAUUGUUAUGUUAACAAAUGUCAUCGAAGGAGCAUCACGAAUGACUAAGUGCCAUCAAUACUGGCCAGAACUUGGUCAAACAGUAACGUAUGGUUCAUAUCGUAUUACAUGUUUUGAUGUCAUAUCAGUCGGUGAUUAUGACAAACGUUAUUUGCAACUAAUGAAAGUAAAUAGCAGUGAUGAAUCAGCCAUGAAUGCAUCGUCAAUUGCUCCGAUUGAUGAUGCUGCAUCUGUAUCGACAUUAAACUCGACUAAUGAUGAACAACAAUCGCGUCUAAUCAUUCAAUAUCACUUUACACAAUGGAAAGAUAUGGAUGUACCAAGUGAUUCACAUUCAUUGCUUCAUCUAAUACAUGAAGUCAAUGAGCAAACACCUCCUGAACAAUAUCCGAUUGUCGUUCAUUGCACUGCUGGUGUUGGCCGAACAGGCACUUAUAUUGCCAUUGAUGCCAUGAUUGACAAAAUUGCACAAGAAGGAAAAAUUGACAUCUAUGAUUUUGUAUUACAAAUGCGCCGUGAACGUAGCUUAAUGGUUCAAACAGUGAGACAAUACGUGUUUAUAUAUCGAUCGUUACUCGAAUACUAUUUAUAUGGAAGUACAAGAAUAGAAGCGAAUUUGUUCCGCUCAACAUAUUCCAAUUUGAAAAAGAAUAAGCAAAAUCUACUCAUUGCUGAAUAUAAAAAAUUAUCUUUGUUACCAGUGGAAAAUAUCUCCCAACGUGACGCACAUUCCUCCGACAAUAUCGACAAAAACCGACAUCCUCAAAUAGUACCUUACGAUCGCAAUCGUGUAUGUUUGAGUCGAAUACUUGGACAUCCGUAUAUCAAUGCAUCAUUUGUUGAAGGUUAUACCCAUCAAUGUUCAUUUAUUAUCACACAAGAUCCAUUAUUAGAAACUGUUCAUGAGUUUUGGCGAAUGUUUAUUGAACAUGAUUCUAAUUGUAUUGUACAAUUACAUACAGUCAGUGAGUCAUCUCCGAAAUGUCCGAUUUAUUACCCAAAUGAUUUUGAUACAACAAUGAAAAUUGGCUCGACAACGCUCUUAAAAUUAGUCCACAAAGAGUUCAUUCAAGAAAAAUUCAUCAUUAGAGAAUUUUGUUUAACAGACACACGUGAAGCGAUGUCAAAAAGCAUCUUUCACUUCGAAUAUCUUCUUCCUAUUAGUACCAAUGAUGAGCACGAGAAUGCACAAUGUAUUCCAGCGAUUCUAUCCAAUAGUUUAUUCGACUUUAUCGGUCACAUCAAUAAACGACGACACACAACGAAUCAUCAUCGGUAUAUCACUGUUCAUUGCGGAAAUGGUGGUCCGGCCUGUUCAUUGUUUUGUAUGUGUGUGAUGUUAUUGGAUCAGCUGAAAAAUGAACAUGCGGUUGAUAUAUUUCAACGAGUGCGUGCACUACAACGACAACGCGUAUCAAUGAUAACAUCGCUUGCUCAAUACGAAUUUCUUUAUGAGAUGAUUUCGAAAUUCUUGGAAGAAUCCUUUGAUCUCGCUGCUGCUAAAUCGUCUCCGUCAUUAAACAACAGUGUGUACGAUAACAAUGUCAUUGAAACAGAAGAAGCCACACAAGAUCGUCUUUAA
Adineta ricciae is the source of this 2922-nucleotide messenger RNA. The record is from the annotation of a GenBank genome assembly. Lineage: Eukaryota; Metazoa; Rotifera; Eurotatoria; Adinetida; Adinetidae.